CUAGUAGCCGAAGAUGAUCGGGUCUAUUUAAAGGGAUCUGAGGCUACAUGGGAUACUGGCUUGUUAUUCCUGACAGACAGCAUCAUCGAAUUUAGACCGGCGUGUGUCUCCCCCUGUCUUUUUCCUCGGUGCUCAUAGCAAGCCUGUUUGGUGCUAUCAGGUGUGAAGUGGAGGGCUUCCCAAACUCAGACCAAGACUGGCUGCAUGUAUCACCCAGCAGAGCUGUACUCUGGCCGUAACACAUGGGACUCCUACACGGCUGGAGGACCUAACAGAGGACAAUGGGCUCCUGUAAACGGUCGGCCCUGGAGCCACACUCAAAGCAGAUGCCAAGAAGGCCGCAAUCAAUCACAUCAUCCACCAUCCAAUCGUCUUUAUAGUAGGGGAGAGAGGACAGACCAUGUCCAGGACAAGGCUAUCUCUAAGGGAUACAGGCAGCCUCUGCGUCUUUGGGAUUGCAAAGAGCGUCCGUUUGAGGCCCAGAACUGGCAUCCCAACUCCACACGCUCGUUCAACAAUCGACCUGGCACCAACAACGGUUAUCUAACAGGACCCGGAGAGCGCUACACAAACUGGGACAACGAUGCCAGCAACUCUUUGCAUGGAGGUCCUCAUCUGCAUCGCAACCACAGAGAAGUCCAGUCCCCGCCUCAGAGAUGGGCCUCAUCAGACUGCCGCAGGAGCUUUCCUAACAGAAUGAUGAACAAUAGACCAGGACCCUGGAAACGGCCAGUCCUCCACCAGCGACGAGACCAACAGCACCAGCACAGUCCCCCUCCACAGCACCCUUUAUCCCCCAGGGAAGAGUGUCCAGCCAAGAGGAGACGAGAAUCUGGCCCUGAUCAGUCUCAUCCAGGAUCAAGGCAUUUACCUUUAGUUGCCCAUGCCCCGUCACCAACUCGCCACAAUCGCUGCAAUCAAGACGACUGGAAGCCUCUUCAUGACAGGUCUGGUCCUCUCCAUCACUCUGAUCACAGGACCUCAACCACACAGCAACCGGAAACCUCUAAAGUGCGAGCUGAAGGGCACGGCUCUAGUAACAGUAGCCCAGCAGCUCUGAACCAGAGAUGCAGCAGCAGAUCACCACACCACGGAAGCAGAGGGAAGGUCGACCGGAAAAUCUCGUCUUCACCAGCAGACCACACCCGUGUGCCUUACAGCCACCAACACCAUCAUUACCAGUACCAACGGCACACAGGCCAUCCCAGAGCCCCACAGCACAACCUGCCACCACACACUCAUGAGGAAAAGGACUCAAGGAACCAUCACCACAAGAAAAGCACAGAACCUCAGCGCAUUCAUCAAAGGGCUAAUUCAAGGGAUCCAGCCCUCUACAAGUCCUCUGGUUCAGCCUCUCCCCCCUACUCAUCCCUCCUCUGCACUCCUCAAAGUGAAGGUCGCACUGCCAGUAGUCCACAUUCCCCUUCCAGUCCAUCUACCUACAUGGCCGCCAGUGGCAGAAAGGAUCAAUCAAAUAUUCGUCAAUGCAGUCCCAGCCCCAGAGGACAGCAGAAACUCCAGGGAAGCCCCAGUCACACCCCGAGACCUAGCUCAACAUCUCCCACGUCUCCUACGUCCCACGCUGGACCAAAAUCCAGGUUCUCCGAGGUCAAAAUUCGAAAGACUUCAAAGUCCCCCUGCUCACGACAGACAUCUCACAGCAGAUCGAAAGCAAUCAAGCCUGAGGCGGAGUUAGCCGAACGCAUCAAGAGUGACAAGCUCGUGAAAAAGGAGAGGAAAGAAGGGCUUCAAAAGACGAGCAGGAAAGAUGUGGAAACGAAGAGACGAAAGAAAAAGGAGGAGAAGAGGCUGGCCGAGAGAAAAAAGAAAAGGGAGAAAUCAGCGAAGAAGGAAAGAAAGUUAGGCUUGAAAACUCAAAUGCUAGAAAAGGAAAUAUUUACUUCUUUCGCUACUCCCAACUUCUCAUGUGAGGCCAAAGGGAGUAAAAUGGCGCUAACAGCAAUGGCACCCGCGAAGCAGGUCCAGUCACCAUCAGCAUCCAAGCACAAGCACAGGGAGAGGUGGGAACGAGAGAAGACACAAAGGCUGUCCAUAAAAACCUCUCCGCAUCCGUCCUCUGAAUCUCAGAAUCCCAAAAAGAAAAGCAGUCCUCCAAAAGUUUCCGUCAAGGAAAAAGCACCACAUUGUCCUCGCAGUAACACCGGCGACAAAAAGAUCAGCAAGAAGCCGGCCAAGGUUUCAUCCCAGCUGGAAGUCCGACCAAAAGCAAAACCAGACGAGACUCUCCCCUCUCUUUUAUUCAAAGCCUUAGAACCUCUCACUACAGCCUGCUCUAUUAGCCUUGAGCGGCCAAUCCAUGGCAAAGACGAUGGGCAGGGAGUUCUCAACGCCCCGGACCUACAGCCUGUUGCAGUGAUGGGAAACCUGCAGGAUUUGGGAGACAACCUUUCGAACACUCCUCCUGUCCUCAGCUGGCAGGGAUCCCCAGUCUCAGAUCUGGGAGAUGGAGAGGAGCUCGAAAAGGGAGUGAUUAGAAGACCUGUCCUCCAGCCAAGCCCAACCCAUUGCUUUUCCCCUCCUUCUGUCGACAGCGAGAGCACCGACGACACUACCAAGGAGUCUUGUGAAGGUACACUUGCCGACGAUUCACACGAUAGCAUGCCAGAACUCUGUGAUCUACCUUUUGCGACUGAACAAACUGCCAAGGAGGAAAAGGAGGAGGACGUGGACAGCGCCGGGGAAACUUCGGAAUCUCUUCUCCGCGAGCUUCGCCACCAUAGAACGGGCUUGGAUGACGUCUUCAAGAGCCUUGCCAACUUUCUUGGAGGCCAAAAAGUCCCUUGUCGAGGCGGUCCAUUUGGGGGCCCUCCUGCUAGCACCGCUGGAGGAGUGAAGUACUCUUCUUCUCUCGCAUUGGGGCCAGAGAUCCGUGAGCAGCAGGAUUUCUUCCCCACACUGGAUCCUUUAGCAUCCUCUGAAGCCGGUAAUCAAUCACCAUCUCACACUACCUCACAUUGUCUUUCAAAAUCCCACCCUUCGACAGAUGGUAAGGAGCCUGUCAAGGACGCCGAGCUGCAGAAGAAGCAUGAACAAGCCGAGAGAAAUGUCAAAGAGAAACACGAGGACAAGAAGACGGAGAUCCUCACCGAGAGGACGGAGUCGUCUCUUUUGGAUGGGUCACUGAGUGCAAAGCUGCGGCUGACCACAACUAACACAGCCUCCUUUACCAGCCUCAUCACUGUCACCACCAAGGAAGACAGAGGGAACUGCAAAGAGACAGAUCCCAUAAGAAGAGACAGGAAAAGAAAACGAAAUAGCAAGGACGAGGGAAGACAAGGAGAAAUAAAGAUUAAGAUCAAGACAGAAGAGAGCAGCGUCAUGCGUCCUAAAAACAAAACGAUCGAGAAUGGGAGGGUGAAAGAAAGGGAUGUUUCGUCCUCAAUUUUUGUCAUCUCCAGGAAACCACCCAGAACCGUCAAAGACGGUAGGAAGCGCCAGAUUCUCCUGGAAAAACAAACAAAGCACGGCAAGGACAGAACACGUGACAGUGAAAACUCUAAGGGAAAGAUGGCAAUGGGAAAGAAAGAAGAAGGCGACGGGUUAGAAAAGAAGACAUCGGCGGCAGCUGGAGACACAAAUAAGAUGCAGAGCUCAGCAUCAAGUGUAACAAUCAAUGCGUCCAAAUUAUGUGUCUCCACCACGGCAACUAAACCUCCCCGCUCCUCGGCUCCGGUCGACCCUCUGAAACUCAAAGCUUUGUCCAUGGGCUUGUGUAAGGAGUUGAAGAUCCUUCUGUUUAAACUUGAAAGUGCUGGAAGACAAACGUACAACUUAUCAGAGCUGGAGGCGAAAAGAAUCCCACUGUCAAAGAUCAGCAUUGAAAACACAGCAGCGGAAGUGAUAAGAGCUUGCAAAGGAACAAGUGUAAAGGGAAAAUUCAAGGAGUCCUUCCUGCUUCCUGCCUUCUCCGUCAAACCUAACAUUGCCGUUGUGACACCCAUUCCUAGAGAGAAGCUAAACCCUCCGACACCCAGCAUCUACUUGGAAAGUAAGAGGGACGCUUUCUCUCCAGUUCUGCUUCAGUUCUGCACUGAUCCCAAAAAUGCUGUCACUGUCAUCAGAGGCCUGGCUGGCUCCCUCCGCCUUAACCUUGGUCUGUUCUCCACCAAAUCGCUGGUGGAGGCCAACGCGGAGCAUGCAGUCGAGGUGAGGACUCAGGUUCAGCAGCCGGCGGAUGAGAACUGGGACGCCAGUGGUUCAUUGCAGACCUGGCCCUGUGAAAGCAGCCGCUCACACACCACCAUCGCCAAAUACGCCCAGUACCAGGCGUCCAGUUUCCAAGAGAGCCUGCAGGAGGAGAAGGAGAGUGAGAAUGAAGAGGAAGAGGAAGGGGAAGAGGACAAGCCCUCAGAUUCGUCACCCAACACCAAAGCUGGUUUGACCCUCGCCAACAGUAAAAGCAAUCCGGCCUCAACUACCAUUAAAGCCGAUUCUGGCCUUGUCACCAACACACCCGGCUCCGAGCAGAAGUCAGCAGGAAAGAUAAUCAAAUUCGGGACCAAUAUUGAUCUCUCCGACCCUAAAAGGUGGAAGCCCCAGCUGCAGGAGCUGCUGAAGCUGCCAGCCUUCAUGCGCGUGGAAUCCAGCAACAACAUGCUCAGUCACGUCGGUCACACCAUCCUGGGCAUGAACACGGUCCAGCUGUACAUGAAAGUGCCGGGCAGCCGCACGCCAGGUCAUCAGGAGAACAACAACUUCUGCUCGGUCAACAUCAACAUCGGGCCUGGGGACUGUGAGUGGUUUGCCGUCCACGAGCACUAUUGGGAUGCCAUCAACAACUUCUGUGAGAAGCAUGGAGUGGACUACCUCACAGGGUCCUGGUGGCCAGUCCUGGAGGACCUCUACAGCUCUAAUAUCCCCGUAUACCGCUUCAUUCAGAGGCCGGGAGACCUUGUGUGGAUUAAUGCGGGGACUGUUCACUGGGUGCAGGCAGUGGGCUGGUGCAACAACAUCGCCUGGAACGUGGGGCCGCUCAACUCGUACCAGUAUCAGCUUGCCCUGGAGCGCUUUGAGUGGAACGAGGUGAAGGAGGUUAAGUCAAUCGUUCCCAUGAUCCAUGUCUCCUGGAAUGUGGCUCGCACCAUCAAGAUAAGCGACCAGGAUACCUUCAAGAUGAUCAAACACUGCCUGAUACAGUCCAUGAAGCACAUCCAGAUUCUCAGAGACCAGCUGGUGGCAGCAGGGAAGAAGAUCUGCUACCAGAGUCGAGUGAAGGAUGAGCCGGCGUACUACUGCAACGACUGUGAUGUGGAGGUGUUUGACCUGCUGUUUGUGACCAGUGAGAACAGCAGUAAGAAGAGCUACGUGGUGCACUGUGAGGACUGUGCCCGGGCUAAGAGCCCAUCGCUGGCAGGAGUUGUGGUGCUGGAACAGUAUCGGAUAGAGGAGCUGAUGAAGACCUACGACAGCUUCGCGCUGGCUCCAGCUCCCUGUUCAAAGUGACGACUCCUCCCCGGUGUCUUUCAGCCAUAAAACCAAAACGCUAAUGGCAACACAAGCGUUGUCUUCAAGGCAAUCUAUUUGUGAAAAAAAAACACUCCCUGAAUCAGCCAAUCACAUUUCCUCAGUAUUGUUUACAUCACACAAUAAGGUAUGGAUACUCAGCCAAUCCAACUCUAGCUCACUGUCUUCCCCAUACCAGCUGCUGAUUGGACGUGGGUUUUGAAAUAGAAUGACUAGACUGGUACUCUUUAAUGCAAAGCAUUUCAGAACUGUACAAAAAAAAAAAAAAAAAGAAGAAGAGCACUGCUAGCACUGAAAAUCAGGUUAUAUGUUUAACGGACACUGCUGUGAUUCUAAAGCGUCAAGUAGCCGGUUCUGUGAGUUAAUUCAGGUACUUUUAUGCAAAUUCAGUAGAACUUUUUUACACCAAUCUAGUUAUUCUAUAUGUCCAUGAAUUUGCUGUGAUUCUGUUGUACCAGCAGGGGAAUGGCUUCACAAGAGAAGUAGCUGAUUGUCACAUUUGACAUCACAUUUGCUUUCUGUUUUUUUUUAGUAUUCAGGUGAACUCUGGCAUUUGUAAUACCCGUCUGUAUACUCUUUGAGGUGCUAUUCCAAUCCUAUUUAUUCUCGUUAGGUAUUUAAAAAGUUUUACCAGCCUAGAAGUACACCACAUUGGCCUUGCAAACUGUAUUUAGAGGAGAGGUAAUUAGAGGAUUAAAAAACACACAGAAAAUAAGGUUUUAUGUAAAAAACUAAACUUAAAAAAAACUAAUCAAAACUUUUCUCAGUUUCUCUAAAAUACGGGUUCACUAGAGGACUAAUAUGGUUUCAUCCUUAGUUGGAAAUCAGCUUUUAGAUGGAAGGUUUGGUUUUGUUUGUUUUCAUCACCAGUCCAGCUAAUUUCGUCGUCGGUGUGGUUUCUUUGAUACAGGCAUGGUGUCGUUUUUUUAUAGUUUUGAAUGGGAGAACAAUCCCAGUUUUAUACCUCUUUUGUUGCUAUAUUCUCAUUUGUAGAUGACAGAGAAAAUAAAUACUUGUAAAUUGUGAAUGAAUUUAUGAUAUACCCACGGUGGUGUGCAUAGACUUGUGGGCAGGGCGGUGCUAUCAGUGAAGUGCCGGUUAGUGUGAGAAAGUAAUAUGUCCAAAGAGACACACAAUCAUAAUCUUAUAAUGCAAAAGCCAAUGAGGAUGAACAGACUGACUGGCACCUCACACUGUUUUCUCAAUCUUCCCCAAACAUCCACUCUGAACAGGAUCAGGAGCUCCGUGCGUCAGGAGAUGUGGCAUACUAGUUCAACAUGUUAAGAGCAUAUGCAGUGUUUCCCCUACCAUUAUCUAAGGGGGGCGCCUGACAUCAACUUUAUUUUUUAUUUUUUUUAUUUUAUAUAAAGUGCCAGAUCACAACAGAAGUAAUUUAAGGAUACAUUUCCUAAAGAACAGGUCUGUUACCUUGUCCUUUUAAUAAACUAACUAAAUAGCCUUAUGUUAUUUAUCUUAUUUACACAGCGGCAUUUCAUUUCUCUCUACAUGUGCACAGACAGACACACACACAAACACACACACGCACACACACACACACACACACACACACACACACACACACACACACAGAGGUGAGCACACUCUCACCAGCGGAGAGUGCGUGUCGGAAAGUAUGUCGUGUCAACCACCUGAAAGCAUAUUAAGAGGCUCUGGAAAUGUUGUUCCAGAAGCCCCUCCCAGCCCCCGCCCCCAAAAAACUGUAAACCUAGGGGAAACACUGAACUGAGACUUGGCUCAGACAUCAUUUCUAAUUGUAACAGCCCUUCAAUUGAAAACAUCAUAGUCCAAUCUUUGGCUGUGAAUGUGGCUAUUGUGGAAGGGCUACACUACUUCAAAGUAGAGCGCGACUUUUAGGUGAUAGUGACAUUAUUGGAUAGUUCUUUAUGUGUAAAAAAAAAAACUACUGAUGGUGACACUACUUCAUUACUGUAUCCUUAGACUAGAACAAUCUGCAAGCACAUGUUUAUUUGCUCUGGCGUAUUUGACCUGGCUCCAUCCUGUUCUGGCAGAUUACAAUCAGGCACAGUUCAGGUCAGCCUGAUCACAGCUGUUUAUCUUAUAUUGUGUGUGUUUAAGGGCCAUUGAGGCUUUUUUGUAAACAAACAAGAUGACUACCACUGAUAUGGAACUUUCUGAAUUCACAAACUUUUUGUUAUUAUACUGUAGUCGCUUUGUAGUGAUCUCACAGCAAUAUCUCAUCUACCACAAGAUAUUUUCAGCUUACCUUCCAGGCUCCCAUCUCACAGACAAACGUGUAAAUUCUGUUCUUUAAUUCAAUCAUUCAUUCUGUUCUUAAAUGGCAGACACUGGCCCUCAUGUAUCCAACGUAUCCGUCUGUGUCUGAGAGUCAUUAGAUCAUACUGCAGUGCCUGUUACGACAGACAGAGUUAGAGGUGCACAGAUUUAUUGUUAGAUAAGAUAUUGCACCUCAAAAGUAUUUUAUAUUACGCUCCACCUCAAACAAUCUCUGUAUAUCUCGGCUACAUCGCUUUUUAAAUAACGUUGAGCAGUGCGAUCUGUCAGGUGAUUUCUUUAGUUGUGUGUUAUUUUUGAUGAAUUCAUGUUUUUUUUUUAAUCGUUUUACUUGUUUUAGAUUAGAGAGGCUUCUUUCAGUAAUUACAUGUUGAAAGUUCCCAUGCGCACAGGAAUAUCACUGCAGAAAUAUUGAGACAAAAACAGGUACUUUAAAAGGACGGGCAAAUCUCCAGAGGAAACUAAAUACAACGUUUAACCUCUGAAGAAGGAAAUGUUUAAGAAUACAGAACAUCAUCGUUCGAUCAUAACUAAUCGGUAUGUCCGGAGAUUAUAAUAAUCAAUGAUACGCUGAAGUGAGACUUCAGGCCAGACUACAUGUGACAUAAUAACGAAUAAAGAAAUCUGGGGGCUGUAAUUGCUACUACUGUAUUACGUAUCUCCAUGCCGUAAACUCAGGGGUAGAGGACAGCUGAACUGUGACUAUAUAGGGGCAUGGUAUUAAAAUGACGAUCGUUUCCAGCCGCCACACUUAUCAACACCGGUCACCCGUACGCUGUGAUCAGCCAGAUACACACAUUUUAUAGGUCACCACGUUGACCCUGUCGUACGAUGAUUUCUACACCUAAAUCUGCUCUGGUUUCUACACCAGAUUAAUAAGUGAGGGCCAGACUGUGAGCAAUGAUGGCCCUGACUUCAGUAUUGUUAGGAUUUAAAUUUACACUGGCACCUCAUCAACUGUUACAACUAAGGGAAAGAAAAGUCUCACCAAAUGUUCCUGUUGUUGAAACUAGCUAUCCAUUCUAGUAAAUAACAUCUACAUCCUGAUUGGUUGUAAUAUCCAGAGGCAUUUUCUCUGCAACCGUAGACAACACCUGUUGAACAUUUCAAAAUACAUUGAGAUGUUUCAGAUUCAUUUUUGGCUUAAAUUGGUUCAAAUUGCCAUAAACCUUGUUUGCUGCGUCUUCUUUUAUAUAUCAGCAAACAUAAGCACAAGUAGCUGCAAUAAGCUGAUAUUUCAGCCUGGAUGAUAUUGGUCUAGCUCUACUUUCAAGUGCAUUCAAAAGCUUUUGUUCCUUCAUAUAAUACGAUUGUUGCUUCAUUGGACUGUAUACAUGAGUUAAGUCCAAUCUUUAAUUACUUAAAUUGAUGUUAAGCAUAAUCAAAUCUCAGUGAUCUAAGCCCUGCCCGUAUCAGUCUGUGCACCCCAUUCACUGUACAUAUUGUAUCUGUUUUCAGGUUUACUAGAAGACUUCUGUAGUUUUGUUCUCAGUCAGAUAUCUAAUUUGUAUAUGGUCAAAAUUUGUCCACCUCAGUCGCUUGUUUUUGUUUUUGUUGUUGCUAUAUUAUAAAAACACCCAGAAAAUAUCCUGUGUCACUCUAGUUUAAAUUACUGCAAUGGGAGUUUUUGUUCCCACUUUUAUACCUCUUUUUGUUGACAGUUUCUGUUUUUUGGAUUACAGAGAGAAUGGAAAAUUGUAAAUGGUGACAUUAUUUAUACUGUAUAUGGUUGUUUUCUUAUAUAUUUAUUGCAUAUCAAAGGGUACUUCAUUUGAUAAGAGCCUAAAAGGUAUUUUAAUGAUGUAGUAUGGUCAUAGUGUGUGGGGCAGUGGAAGUGCAAUUGGGGGACAGUUAAAUGUUCAUGGUGCUAGCCCCCUCCUUGCCUCAAUGCCCCCUUAUUAAAAAGCAUAUAAUGAUGAAUGAUCAAAAGUCAGUGAUACAACUCAAUCCACUGGUUGGUGCUUAGAACCUUUUCACAACAGUAACUGGUAACAGAAAUGAACUGAUGUCUUUGUACUGUAAGUAACAGAUGAAUACGAGAUCUUUUUAAAAUGUUUUCUUUUCCAUUGUAUGAAAUUCAUUAUCUUGUGAGGCAUUAGUGGUUUUCUGAAGAGCAUUAGCAGUAGUUGUAAUUAUUGACACUUUUACAGAGACUUUUAGGGAUGUGACUUUAAAUGACGUCGAAGGUUUCGUUUUUUCUCUGUGUCUCGUCCUCAUCAUUAUUAUUCGUAGUAUUUUUUGAAGGAUGUAAUAAUGCUCUUUUAUUCCUCUUGACUUGUUUGAUUUCUGCUGCACUUAUUGUUUCUAAAAGAACUCACAUAGAAGAAACCUGAGCCAGACCUGUCUUAAAUCCCUCUGUGAUUUUUCUGUGACAUACUGUAUUGUUGUUGGAUGAAAUAAAAUGUUUUGAUAAAUUAUUCAA
Labrus bergylta (ballan wrasse) is the source of this 10180-nucleotide messenger RNA. It is a transcript of the gene kdm6bb, whose product is annotated as lysine (K)-specific demethylase 6B, b. Gene Ontology annotation, molecular function: RNA polymerase II cis-regulatory region sequence-specific DNA binding; chromatin DNA binding; histone H3K27me2/H3K27me3 demethylase activity. The record is from RefSeq and is a predicted model, not a curated record. Gene Ontology annotation, biological process: heart development; regulation of gene expression. Gene Ontology annotation, cellular component: MLL3/4 complex. NCBI's taxonomy places the organism in Eukaryota, Metazoa, Chordata, Actinopteri, Labriformes, Labridae.